AUGGUCAGCGUUUGUUCUAUGCAGUACGUCAAAUUGAGCAAGAUUCGACCUGUCCAAGACAUGCCCGCAGUGAGAGACGCGACAUACAGUGCCGAAGCGGCUUAUUUAUGUGACGAUAAGGAAGGCAGUGAUAUAAAUUCCAUAAUACUGAUACAACUGGCAAUCCAUACUGAUAGCGUUCAUUACCGAAAGAAAAAUAAAGCUGUCGUCGCAUACUUGUCAUUGACAGACCUCUUCUCGACAUUUCAUGUGAGUGUUGUUUUAUUGUUUUGGAAGGAAAAUUUGAUGGACAGUUGUCGGUCUGCAUGCAUUUGCAUCAUCUCAAGAGCUUGA
This is a messenger RNA of Acanthoscelides obtectus, 333 nucleotides long. The record is from the annotation of a GenBank genome assembly. Lineage: Eukaryota; Metazoa; Arthropoda; Insecta; Coleoptera; Chrysomelidae.